Molecule: messenger RNA, 1545 nt
Organism: Manduca sexta (tobacco hornworm)
Lineage: Eukaryota; Metazoa; Arthropoda; Insecta; Lepidoptera; Sphingidae
Product: MICOS complex subunit Mic60-like
Exons: 13
Coding region: 9-1427 (472 amino acids)
Biological process (GO): cristae formation
Cellular component (GO): MICOS complex
Source: RefSeq, a predicted model, not a curated record
UAGAAGAGAUGAUGCUAGAUUUCUCUCUGUCUAAUCUGGACGAUCUUCAUACAGCCAUGGGCAAGCGCGGAGAACAAGUCAAAGAUUAUUUGAAAAAAGCUGCUUGUGCCAAGACACAACUGGAUGAAUUAACCCGAUAUUUCUCAUGUGGCGUCGAUGCGCCCAAAGACGAAAUAGAUAACACCAAAUGUAUGAUUAAAGACUACCAAAAUAGGAUCACGUCUAUGAAAUCAGAGUAUGAGUGGGAACACGACAAAUCUAUAGUCAUGGAUAGACAAUGGCAGAAGGUUGGAGAAUUCAUGGGUAAAUACGUAGAGGAAAAUCAAAGUUUAUUUCCUGGUCUAAAGUACGAUCAGAAGAAGCCGUCACUACCAGGCGACCCGGAUUUACUACUCUAUCAUGCUUUCAGAUAUAUUCAAUUGUUGAAAAGGGAUUUGGGCGAAGCAGUAGCUGGCAUGACCGACCGUAUUAAUAGAGGAUUAGAAACUUUGCCGCAAGGCGAUAAUAUCAACAAAGCCAGAGAAGCAGUCAUUGAUGCAUCUGUUAAAAAAAGACUACUAGACAUGGAUAAGGAAUUUAAGAAACGGUAUGAUGAUCAACGCUGUGCUAACGAAAAGAUGUUAAAAGACGCGAUGAAGAAACAAACUGAGAGACAUGAAGAAACUUUACAAAUAAGAAUGCAGCAGAAAGAGAAAGAGGCGACAGAGAAACUGAACAAAUUGGUAGAGGAGAAAGUGGCAUCUGAGAAGAAACAGUUUGCGAAUCAAUUGGCCGAGACGGCAACGAAGUUGAAAGUAGUCGAGGAUAAAUUGAACGCCCGUCUAAAGGCCGAGCGUGAGACGAAAAGAUCGCAAGAGUUGUGGACUGCAGGAGCCGCUCUCUUGGCCGCUACAAAGAAGGGAGAACAGUACGUUAAAGUGGAUAAAGAACUAAAGGCUAUAGAAAAGGCAUCUGGUGAUGAUGAUAAACUCGUACUGAGCGUGCUGAAGGCCAUACCAGAUUCAGUUAGAGAGAAAGGAGUGGUGCCGGAGAGUGUAUUACGGCAAAAGUAUCAUGUGAUGGAGAGGACCGCAUUGAAGGUGGCGUUGGUAGAGCAAGAAGGUGGAACUUUGCCAGUCUAUAUGCUUUCCUGGCUACAGUCGGCUCUGCUUUUUAUGAAGAUACCAGGAAUUCCGCAACAAGAGUACGAUAAAAUUCCUGAAGUCCCACCUAAAGAUUUAGAUACCUUUGAUUUAUUACAACGGGCUAGGUUUUGGAUUGACCGCGGUAACCUAGCAGCAGCCGUGCGUUACGUGAGUUCUUUAGAAGGCGCUUCGAGGGCAGCAGCUGCUAAAUGGCAAGAGGCGGCACGGUCACACCUUGAGACGAGGCAGGCGGCCGAGGCAGUCCUCGCUCAUGCUGCUGCACUAGGUCUACAGUAUAUUUAGAUGGAUUCCGUAAAUUUUCUACAAGAAGAAAUUGUGGUCGUUGCUAUAGUUUUAAUUUACACAAUGUAAAUACUCAUAAUUGACAACUUUUGUAACAGUUAUGAUUUAUAUAAAAUUG